AUGGAAGUCGUAAACAUUCCGGAGAAGGGGCGAGGAAUGAUCGCCACCGAGGACCACAAGGAAGGAAAAGUGCUGCUUGAAGAAGAGCCAAUUUGCUCAGCGCAAUUCAGUUGGGGCCGUAAACUCGGCUACAGUUGCUGUUUCCACUGUAUGUAUCCGCUUGAAGAGCCGGACCAGUGCAUUGCCAGGCUAACGCAAGGACAGAUCAUCUCUCUUCCUGAGAACAGCUGGACGACGAACGAAUACGAAAAGCCCAGUCCGGUCGCAUGCCCGAAAACAGGAGUGUUAUACUGUUCGGAAACAUGUCUCAAGAAAGCAGAUUACGAUUACAUGCGCUUAUUGCUUCCGAACUGGGAGGCAGUAGAAGAAGUAGAGGAUUUGUGGAGAGACAUGAAUUUUCCCCGGAAGAGUCAAGCGUCAUGA
Oikopleura dioica is the source of this 423-nucleotide messenger RNA. NCBI's taxonomy places the organism in Eukaryota, Metazoa, Chordata, Appendicularia, Copelata, Oikopleuridae. The record is from the annotation of a GenBank genome assembly.